AUGGGACAAGAAACCAGAAGGCUCUCAGAUGAGUACGAUGUUUCAGACAUCCUAGGAAGAGGUGGAUUCUCUGUUGUGAGAAAAGGGACCAAAAAAUCAAGCAGUGAGAAAACCCAUGUAGCAAUCAAAACACUUAGAAGGUUAGGUUCCUCAAAUCCUUCUGGCUUACCAAGAACAAAGGGUAGUGAGAAUACCACAGCAUCUGUCAUGGGGUUCCCCACAUGGAGACAAGUUUCAGUCUCAGAUGCCUUACUCACCAAUGAGAUUCUAGUCAUGAGAAGGAUAGUGGAAAAUGUUUCACCACAUCCAAAUGUGAUUGACCUCUAUGAUGUGUAUGAGGACUCAAAUGGGGUUCAUCUUGUGCUGGAGCUAUGUUCUGGUGGGGAAUUAUUUGAUAGAAUUGUUGCACAAGAUAGGUACUCAGAAACUGAAGCUGCUGGAGUGGUUCGCCAGAUUGCAGCAGGAUUAGAAGCUAUUCACAGAGCUAACAUUGUCCAUAGAGACUUGAAGCCUGAGAAUUGCUUAUUCUUAGACAUCAGGAAGGAGUCUCCUCUUAAGAUCAUGGACUUUGGGUUGAGUUCUGUUGAAGAAUUUACUGACCCAGUUGUUGGUUUGUUUGGAUCUAUUGAUUAUGUUUCACCAGAGGCUCUUUCUCAAGGAAAGAUAACUACUAAGAGUGACAUGUGGUCUUUGGGAGUAAUCCUAUAUAUCUUACUCUCUGGGUAUCCACCUUUCAUUGCUCAGUCUAAUCGCCAAAAACAACAAAUGAUAAUGAAUGGGAAUUUCAGCUUCUAUGAGAAAACUUGGAAGGGCAUUUCCAAUUCAGCGAAGCAAUUGAUUUCAAGUCUUCUGACUGUUGAUCCUAGUAGGAGACCUAGUGCUCAAGAGCUUCUGAGUCAUCCAUGGGUCGUAGGUGACAAAGCCAAGGAUGAUGCAAUGGACCCUGAGAUUGUCUCAAGGUUGCAGAGCUUCAAUGCAAGACGCAAACUACGUGCAGCUGCAAUUGCUAGCGUUUGGAGCACCACAAUCUUCCUGAGAACAAAAAAACUGAGAUCAUUGGUAGGAACAUACGAUCUCACAGAAGCGGAAAUUGAAAAUCUCAGGAUACAUUUCAAGAAAAUAUGUGCAAAUGGAGACAAUGCCACUCUCUCUCAGUUUGAAGAGGUGCUGAAAGCAAUAAAUAUGCCAUCAUUGAUCCCUCUAGCACCACGUAUAUUUGACUUGUUUGACAACAACCGUGAUGGAACUGUUGACAUGCGAGAGAUUCUAUGUGGAUUUUCUAGUUUAAAAAAUUCCAAAGGUGAUGAUGCUCUUCGUUUGUGCUUCCAGAUGUAUGACACGGAUCGAUCUGGUUGCAUCACCAAGGAAGAAGUAGCAUCCAUGCUCAGAGCUUUGCCAGAUGACUGUCUUCCAGUUGAUAUCACUGAACCAGGAAAAUUGGAUGAGAUAUUUGACAGAAUGGAUGCCAACAGUGAUGGAAAAGUUACCUUUGAUGAAUUCAAAGCUGCUAUGCAGAGAGAUAGCUCUCUCCAAGACAUGGUCCUCUCUUCUCUUCGCCCACAAUAG
Gastrolobium bilobum is the source of this 1566-nucleotide messenger RNA. RefSeq names its product calcium and calcium/calmodulin-dependent serine/threonine-protein kinase. Bases 1 to 1566 code for a protein of 521 amino acids. Gene Ontology annotation, biological process: peptidyl-serine phosphorylation; protein autophosphorylation; intracellular signal transduction. The transcript is spliced from 7 exons. NCBI's taxonomy places the organism in Eukaryota, Viridiplantae, Streptophyta, Magnoliopsida, Fabales, Fabaceae. Gene Ontology annotation, cellular component: nucleus; cytoplasm. Gene Ontology annotation, molecular function: calcium ion binding; calcium-dependent protein serine/threonine kinase activity; ATP binding. The record is from RefSeq and is a predicted model, not a curated record.